UGAGAAACGACCCUUGUUAGCGGUUGAGGCCCCCAACGUGUCCUGCCCUCUGUUUGCUGACGUCAGGCGGGUAGGGUUUGCUCGGACUACGUGAGGAGCCGAGAAAGAAAGCAGCGCCAUGCGAUUCCCUCAGGCUCGGAUCACGAAACGGUCUGAAGUACGUGAAGUACGUGAACCGACAGUUGGGAACGUCGCCUGUCGCUUUCGUGCGUCUAUUCAGUUCGCGGAGAACCAAGCUGGCCUUUUUUUCGCAAUGAAAUUAAUUAGCCCGAGAAACGGAUGAGGCAACAGGGCUGUCUUUUUUUCGCUUGUUGUUGUGGUGGUGGAAUACUUCCAAACUUAGCCCCUGUAACGCCGCGGCAAUGGCAGACGAGCGCAGACUGGAAAACUCGGCCGACCUGGACGCCGACCGGCAGUACUGCGAGCUCUGCGGGAAGAUGGAGAACUUGCUCAAGUGCGGCCGAUGCCGAAACUCCUUCUACUGCAGCAAGGAGCACCAGAAGCAGGACUGGAAAAAACACAAGCAGGUUUGUAAGGACGCCGAGAAAUCACAGACCGCUCAGCUGCCCGAACCACCACAGCAGUCGUCCCAGGACGCGAAACCCGAACAGCUGUUGCAAAAGAACGGCACGGAGCAGGACAGCGCGGCUUCUCAAAGUGCCGCGGACUCGGGGCCUAUCGACUCACCGGCGGACGGCCAAAGAGUGAGAGAUUUUAUCACUUGUUCAGAGGACUCUGGCACUGGUAGUACUGCCGACAACAAGCAAGCGGGGGACGGGGUUAACAACAAUACGAAAGCCAACGGGCAAACGAGAUCGUCUCCCCAAAAGCUAGCUUUGGAAUACAUCGUCCCGUGUAUGAACAAGCACGGCAUAUGCGUUGUGGAUAACUUUCUCGGGGAACAGAUCGGGCUAUGCAUUUUGGAGGACGUUAGAGCCCUCCACCACACCGGUAGGUUCACUGACGGACAGUUGGUCAGUCAGAGAAGCGACUCUUCGAGAGACAUACGGGGAGACAAAAUAACGUGGAUUGAGGGUGCCGAGCCGGGGUGCCAGAAGAUAGCGUUUUUAAUGAGUCGCAUGGACGAUCUGGUCAUGCACUGUAAUGGGAAACUUGGAAACUACAGAAUUAACGGGAGGACUAAAGCCAUGGUUGCGUGUUACCCUGGCAACGGGACGGGCUACGUACGUCACGUGGACAACCCGAACGGAGACGGGCGCUGCGUCACCUGCAUAUAUUACCUGAACAAGGACUGGGAGGCCAAGAAACACGGAGGUCUGCUUCGGAUCUUUCCGGAGGGCAAAGCCCAGUUUGCCGACAUCGAGCCCAAAUUCGACAGGCUGCUGUUUUUCUGGUCCGACCGACGCAACCCUCACGAAGUGCAGCCGGCCCACGCCACCAGGUAUGCCAUAACUGUGUGGUAUUUUGAUGCCGAGGAGCGAGCAAGGGCUAAAGAGAAAUACCUAACAGGUACAGGAGAGAAGGGGGUGAAGAUGGACCUAAAUAAAUCCACAGAGCUCAGCUAGUGACCCCGCUAUGCCCCCGCCCCCCGUGCUCCAACUCCCCCGGGCGUCUCCUGGGCAACAGGAAGACCGAGCGCAAGGAAGAGGACAAGAGGAAGAGAGAGCCGAGACGCCGGGAAAUCGACCCGCUCUUCUCUUCACAUCUAACACUGCUAAACGCACUGACCAUGAAUGUGAUGAUGAUGAUGGUGAUGAUGAUCCUGCACUGCAGGGACCGCUUACUCCAUGCCUCUGGAUUUUUGCGCAUUUAUUUAAUUUGUUUUUCUGGGUUUUUUUUUUUUUUUUUUUUUUGUGAAGAAUUCUGACGGAGGUGGGGGGGGGAAAUAUUGCCUGAUUGGCGAAUCUAAACUAAAGAAAAGAAAUAAUCCGAGAGCGAGCUCAAUCUGUCCAUUUAGUUAAUCGGUUGAGUUUACUGUCCGAUUUUUGCUUUCGCGCUAACUUCUUAAAGAAAGGUACAGUUUAUCGAAUAUUGCUCCAAAUGGGUUUUCAGGUUCCUUUAAAGGGAAGCACUUGUGGGGGUUUUUUCCCCCCAAUACGCUGUUUCAGUUAGGAAAUAAACACCAUUAUAACCUUUUUUUAACCUCACGUUAAUGCAGAUUGGCCGCUUUACUGUUGUGGUUGCGCGUUUUCCGCGCCAUGGAAUCAUUGCUGGGUAAUGCAGUGCUCUUGUAUGGCUAUGCUACGGCAGUAAUCGUGUCUGUUGUUGCAGACUUAGUCACCGUUGUCUUAAAACCAAAACCAACACCUUCUACUUAUUUUACAGAUUACGUUUUAAAUAAAAGAAAAUAAAAAAAAAACUAAAAAAA
Conger conger (European conger) is the source of this 2329-nucleotide messenger RNA. Its product is annotated as egl nine homolog 1-like. The record is from RefSeq and is a predicted model, not a curated record. Gene Ontology annotation, molecular function: peptidyl-proline 4-dioxygenase activity; ferrous iron binding; L-ascorbic acid binding. Gene Ontology annotation, biological process: cellular response to hypoxia; peptidyl-proline hydroxylation to 4-hydroxy-L-proline. NCBI's taxonomy places the organism in Eukaryota, Metazoa, Chordata, Actinopteri, Anguilliformes, Congridae. Gene Ontology annotation, cellular component: cytoplasm; nucleus.